Fomitiporia mediterranea MF3/22 is the source of this 2282-nucleotide messenger RNA. RefSeq lists its product as uncharacterized. Gene Ontology annotation, molecular function: protein binding. The coding region runs from base 1 to 1704 and encodes 567 amino acids. The transcript is spliced from 3 exons. The record is from RefSeq and is a predicted model, not a curated record. Lineage: Eukaryota; Fungi; Basidiomycota; Agaricomycetes; Hymenochaetales; Hymenochaetaceae.
AUGGAAACGAUUCAUACUACAAUUCGAGAUUCCCUUGUGAACGUUACUGCUGAGACACAUGACAGCCUUGCCCUCAAGUACUGGAAGCUCUUCGAGCAGUCGGGGCAACGGGAAGAACUCGACACGUCCAUUACACACGAUCGCACAGCUCUCAAGCUACGCCCUGAUGGGCAUCCCGAUCGUUCGAAAUCGUUGUGUAACCUUGCAGUUUCUCUUUCGACGCGAUACAGGCGGUUGGGCCAAUCGGAAGAUCUAGAAGAAGCCAUUAAGAUGAACCGUGCCGCCCUCGAGUUUCAUCCGGAAGACCAUCCUGAUCGCCCCACGUCUCUCAACAACCUUGCGAGCUCUCUAAGUUCACGAUAUGAGCGGCAUGGAAGGAAAGAGGACCUCGAGGAGGCCAUCAAGCUGGAACGAGCCGCUCUCGAGCUUCGACCCGGGGGCCAUCCUGAUCGCUCUACGUCUCUAAUCAAUCUUGCGAGCUCUCUGAUGAUUCGAUACCAACAGUUUGGCAGGACCGAGGACCUUGAGGAGGCCAGUGAUCUGCAACGAGACGCCCUUAAGCUUUCUCCAGAAGACCAUCCUCAUCGCUCCAUGUCUCUUAACAAUCUUGCAAACUCUGUGCGCACUCGAUUCGAAAAGUAUGGAAGGACAGAGGACCUUGAGAAGGCCAUCGAGCUGGAACGAGCCGCGCUCGAGCUUAGACCUGCAGGCCAUCCUGAUCGAUCUACGUCUCUCAACAACCUUGCAGCAACACUGUCAAUACUUCAACACGUUCUCACCGUAAAUCCGACUCUUCAUGCGCAACAUGACUUCCUUCUGAGGAAUAGUGAUCAUAGGGUACUCUCCUUGGACGCUGCCUCCUACGCUGCAGAGAAAAGUCAAUUGGAACAAGCUAUAGAGAUACUGGAGCAGGGAAGAGGCUUACUUUGGUCACAGCUGCGUGGUCUUAGGCAUCCUCUCGAUCAGCUUGCGGAAACGAACGGAAAGCUUGCAGACAGAUUCAGGAAUGUUAGUCGUCAACUGGAGGAUCUUGCGACAUCGCACGAAGCAUUAGCGUCUGGCUCAGACAUCAAUCGAAGUGGUUCACAUCGGCUGGAUGGCGAAUUGGGGCAGAAAUCAUUCGAUGAGCUUUUGAAAUUAAAGAAAAAACUUUCGCAUGAGCAACAGGAGAUCAUGAAUGAUAUUCGACGAGUCCCUGGCUUCGAAAACUUUCUUGAAGCCACGCCUUUUCGGGUGCUGCAGCGAGCAGCAUCGGAUGGUCCGGUCAUUAUGGUCAAUCAUUGCAAAUAUCGAUGUGACGCCCUCAUUAUCCUCUCUCGGAGUGACUUUUCAGUUGUCUGCGUUCCACUAGACGUUGCGUUCUAUGAGGAUAGCAUAAACCAGUGCAACGAGUUGUUAGAAGCACCAAUGAAGAUGUUAUGGGAUAGAGUUGUUUCCAAAGUCAUCGAGAAGCUUACAGAAGUUGGAAUCGCAGAAGGGUCUCGGAUCUGGUGGUGUCCUACAUCGGUGUUAGCUGCACUUCCAUUCCACGCAGCAGGACCAUUCACGGAUGCAGAUGGUACCCCAAAGUACUUAUUGGACAAUUAUGUCUCGUCGUACACUCCGACACUUGGAGCGCUCAUAAAUGCCCGAUCUAACGGCAACUCAAUCGAACCUAAAUUGCUUAUUGUUGGCGACACUAAGACUCUGAAGUCAACUCGAUAGGAGAUUCGGAACAUUCGGAAUUGUACUGGCGAGAGCAUACUUGAGCGCACAAUACUCCUCGAUAAAAAAGGCAUCUCGCCGUACAGUGAUAGAAAAUCUCCAGACGGCUACAUGGAUUCACUUCGCUUGCCACGGUCAUUUGGGCACAAAACCUUUCGACUCCUCAUUCAAGCUUUCCGACCGUGGAUUGACAUUACUGGAUAUCAUUCAAGCUAAUGUCCCAAAUGCCGAGUUCGCAUUCCUCUCCGCCUGCCAUACUGCUGAGCUGUCUCAUUCCGGCGCACACGAUGAGGCGCUCCAUCUAUCAGCAGCUAUGCAGUUCAGUGGGUUCCGAAGUGUAAUUGGAACAAUGUGGGAACUGUACGAUGAAGAUGGACCUUGUGUAGCACGUGCAGUGUACGAGCACAUGAACGAAUGUGAAGAUGUCGAAGCGAGAUAUAAAUUGGCAGCUGCAGGACUUCGGAGAGCAGCUUUGGAGUUGAGGGAGAAGCAUUGGGUUCCGACUGAGAGAUGGGUAAAUUUCGUCCAUAUUGGUGCUUGAAUGACAUUGUGCUGUAAUAAGUUCUAUAACAUGUGUU